AAAACAUCGCGAGGUUUCGGUGAGACUUGGCUCUAUAAGCCCAGGGGAACGGGUCUCGGAAACCCUUUUUACGAAGAUGGCGCCGAAAGCUAAGAAGGAAGCCCCUGCCCCUCCCAAAGCCGAAGCCAAAGCAAAGGCUUUGAAGGCAAAGAAAGCAGUGUUGAAAGGCGUCCACAGCCACAAAAAAAAGAAGAUCCGCACGUCACCCACUUUCCAAUGGCCAAAGACACUAAGGCUCCGGAGGCAGCCUAAAUACCCUCGGAGGAGUGCACCCAGGAGAAACAAGCUUGACCACUAUGCCAUCAUCAAAUUCCCCCUGACGACCGAGUCAGCCAUGAAGAAGAGAAGAAUAGAAGACAAUAAUACACUGGUGUUCAUUGUGGAUGUCAAGGCCAACAAGCACCAGAUCAAACAGGCUGUGAAGAAGCUCUACGACAUCGAUGUGGCCAAGGUCAACACCCUGAUCAGGCCUGAUGGCGAGAAGAAGGCAUAUGUUCGACUGGCUCCUGACUAUGAUGCUUUGGAUGUUGCCAACAAAAUUGGAAUCAUCUAAACUGAGUCCAGCUGCCUAAUUCUAAAUAUAAAAAUUUUACACUGUAUUGUUUCUUUAUGUUGAUUUCUGUUUGGGCUGGGGGAACGCUGAAUAGAGUUUGGGCAAGACUCUUGGCCUAUUUACCCUGUUGGUACACUUAGCACUUCCCAUACUUGUUGUAAUCUUGGCGGUGGGAGCUCAGCUAG
Molecule: messenger RNA, 738 nt
Organism: Myotis davidii
Lineage: Eukaryota; Metazoa; Chordata; Mammalia; Chiroptera; Vespertilionidae
Gene: RPL23A
Product: ribosomal protein L23a
Biological process (GO): translation; ribosomal large subunit assembly
Cellular component (GO): ribosome; cytosolic large ribosomal subunit
Molecular function (GO): structural constituent of ribosome; rRNA binding
Source: RefSeq, a predicted model, not a curated record